Molecule: messenger RNA, 1233 nt
Organism: Lathyrus sativus (Indian pea)
Lineage: Eukaryota; Viridiplantae; Streptophyta; Magnoliopsida; Fabales; Fabaceae
Source: the annotation of a GenBank genome assembly
AUGUCUCAGAGAAACGUAAUUCUUACAUGCCACUACAACGGUGUUUUUACAACAAAUAUCCCCGACGGUUUCUCGUUCAGCAACACGGAUACAUACGCGUUUAAAAUUCAUGUGAAUUCUGAUUUUUUCCAUUUAAAAGAUAGAAUGGGAAAAAAAUUGACACGAAGCGUUGAGGAAAUAUUUUAUCGCCAUCCAACACUUAAUGAAGACGAGCUUACAAUUUUUUACUUAAUGACGCCGAUCAGAAACGACGAAGAUGUGAUUGCAAUGUUUCGGUGCCACACGAUGUUUGGUAACUUACAUACAAUUGAGUUGUAUGUUCGACUAAUAGACAACCUCGAAACAUUUCCAACACAAGAGACACAGUCACACUGCUACGGGUACAGUCAAACAUCCGACGACGAACCAACACAAAACAACUUCCCUUUCAUACCAAAUGAGGAGGUUGGAGAAGCAAGCAACGACGAUAUUCAGGAGGUCAGGAUGCAAGAUAUUUUUUGUGACAGUGAUGACGAAGACAAUAAAGAUAUGGUCGUAACGUCGAUCCGUACACAACCAAUAAGUUUGUACAACCCGCCUGCUCACAUGCAAAAUAUAUAUGACGAAUACGAUGAUACAACCUCCGUGUUUGAAAAUGCUACUCAAAACCAUGUAGGUGACGAAAUCGAGAUUGGGAUGGAGUUCGAAAACAAGGAAGCUUGUGUAUUUGCUCUGCAGCAUUGGCACAUAACACGCAGUGUUGACUAUUGGGUGUAUAAGUCUGACAAUAAACGGUAUGUCAUUAAAUGUAAGAAACAAGACUGCGGUUUCAAGUGCAGAGCUUCCUUGAGAAAAAGGAACUCGAAAUGGGUGAUAGGUAAGCUGUCAGGGGCUCACACAUGCAGUUCGACGUCUAUGGCACAAGACCAUAGGAAGCUCAGUUCAGAAAUGGCUAGCCAUAGCAUCAGGGAACUUGUCAACGCCGACGCCUCACUCAAGGUAAAAGUGAUCAUUGCCCAUAUUCUAGAAAAAUACGGGUACAUCAUAUCUUAUAGGAAGGCGUGGAUCGCUAAGUGCAAGGUGGUAGAGUCGCUUUUUGGAAAUUGGGAAACAUCUUACAACGACCUACCGCAGUGGUUACUGGUAAUGAAAACCUUCCUUCCAGGAACCAUUAUAGAUUUACAAACACUACCUGCGAUAUCAAAUGAUGGUUCCCAACUCUCUGGAAAACGAAUAUUUCAUCAUUUGUUUUAG